Messenger RNA from Plenodomus lingam JN3, 1107 nucleotides. NCBI's taxonomy places the organism in Eukaryota, Fungi, Ascomycota, Dothideomycetes, Pleosporales, Leptosphaeriaceae. The record is from RefSeq and is a predicted model, not a curated record.
AUGGCUGGAAUCGUAAACAAGAUCAAGGCCAAGGUCGAUGAUAUGACCCACAAGAACGAUGAUACCACCCACACUGGCACCACUGGUGUUGGCCACACUGGUACUACUGGUACUACACACGGCACCACUGGCUCAGGCUUGACUGGCUCUUCCACCACACACGGCACCACUGGUUCAUCAGGACUUGGCCACAGUGAUCCCACAGGUCCUCACGACUCCCACAUGGCCAACAAGGCCGACCCCCGUGUCGACUCAGACCGCUAUGGCGUAGCUGGCAACACCUCUGGUGCGGGCGGUGUUGGCACUGGUCAGUAUGGUCAGACUCACGGCACCACUGGCAGCGGUCUCACGGGUCACGGUACCGCUGGCGGUUUGACUGGCUCCAACACCCAUGGAACCACGGGAGCGCUUGGCUCAAGCAACCGCAGCGACCCCACCGGCCCUCAUGACAGCAAGAUGGCCAACAAGCUUGACCCCCGCGUCGACUCUGACCAGUACGGCACAGCUGGUAACACUACCGGAGCUGGAGGCUACAGCAGCACAGGUCAGUAUGGUACCACUGGAACCGGUAGCGGUUUGACUGGCCACUCCACCACUGGUCACGGCACAUCUGGAAUUGGCUCAACUGCCCACGGUACAACGGGUCUUGGCUCAACUGCCCACGGUACAACGGGUCUUGGCUCAGCUACCCAUGGUACAGCGGGUCUUGGUUCUACCGGCCACACGACUGGUGGUAUUGGCUCCACUGGUCACUCUGACCCCACUGGUCCUCACGACUCCCACAUGGCCAACAAGGCUGACCCUCGUGUCGACUCCGACCGCUACGGCGUAGCAGGCAACACCUCGGGUGCCGGCGGCGUUGGUGCUGGACAAUACACUGAAGGCUACGGCACCCACACAGCCGGCGGACUUUCAGGAACCAGUGGAGGACUUGGUACUGGCCACGCUGUUCAUGGCAGCAAUGUUGGAGGUGUGACGCACGAUACUGUUGGUACGCACGGUACUCACGGCACCCACGGCACCACUCAGGACAAGCCCAGCCUCAAGGACAAGCUCAACCCCAAGGUUGAUGCUGAUGGCGAUGGCAAAGCUGGCUUCAUGAAAUAG